Juglans regia (Persian walnut) is the source of this 1740-nucleotide messenger RNA. RefSeq names its product V-type proton ATPase subunit H-like. Gene Ontology annotation, cellular component: vacuolar proton-transporting V-type ATPase, V1 domain. The transcript has 12 exons. Gene Ontology annotation, biological process: proton transmembrane transport. Lineage: Eukaryota; Viridiplantae; Streptophyta; Magnoliopsida; Fagales; Juglandaceae. The coding region runs from base 144 to 1502 and encodes 452 amino acids. Gene Ontology annotation, molecular function: proton-transporting ATPase activity, rotational mechanism; heme binding. The record is from RefSeq and is a predicted model, not a curated record.
CUCUCCUUCUUAUCGAUCUGUUUGUUUCUUUCCAGAGCUCUUCACGAGCCCGGAAAACCACCACUCCUCUCUCUCUCUCUCUCUCUCUCUCUCUGAGGUGUUCGAAUUGGUGAAAAUCUGGUAUAAUUUCAAAUUCAGGAUCCAUGGAACAUGCCGAGCUAACCACGGAACAGGUGUUGAAGAGGGACAUUCCAUGGGAGACAUACAUGACAACUAAGCUCAUCACGGGGACAUGCCUUCAGCUGCUAAGACGUUACGAUAAUAAAUCAGAAAGUUAUAGAGCUCAACUUCUGGAUGAUGAUGGUCCAGCUUAUGUUCGGGUGUUCGUUAGCAUUUUACGUGACAUUUUUAAGGAGGAAACUGUAGAAUAUGUUCUCGCAUUAAUUGAUGAAAUGCUUACAGCAAACCCAAAAAGAGCAAGAUUAUUUCAUGACAACUUUCUUGCCAAUGAAGAUACUUAUGAACCUUUCUUAAGAUUGCUUUGGAAGGGUAAUUGGUUCAUACAAGAGAAGAGCUGUAAGAUACUUGCUUUAAUAGUAAGUGCCAGGUCAAAAACCCUGGAUGGCAUAAUUGCUAAUGGGGAAGCCUCAAACUCAAAGAAAAAAUCAACUACUAUUGACAAUGUGUUGGAAGGAUUGAUAGAAUGGCUUUGUGUACAGCUGAAGAAGCCUUCCCAUCCUAGUGGUGCUGUCCCUAUUGCCAUCAGUUGCCUUGCUACAUUACUUAAGGAACCUGUGGUCAGAUCCUUGUUUGUUCGAGCAGAUGGGAUUAAGUUGCUCAUUCCUUUAAUUGCUCCAGCAUCCACUCAGCAAUCAAUUCAGCUCCUGUAUGAAACCUGUCUCUGUGUUUGGCUUUUGUCAUACUACGAACCUGCAGUCGAGUACCUGGCUACCUCAAGAACCUUGCCACGACUAAUAGAUGUUGUUAAGAGUUCCACAAAAGAGAAGGUUGUCAGAGUGGUUGUCUUGACCUUUAGGAACUUGCUUUGGAAAGAGACAUUUGGUGCUCAAAUGGUAGACCUUGGACUGCCGCAAAUUGUGCAAAGCUUGAAAGUACAAGCAUGGAGUGAUGAGGAUCUGUUGGAGGCUCUGAAUCAACUGGAGGAAGGGCUGAAGGAAAACAUUAAGAAAUUGAGUUCUUUUGAUUUGUACAAGCAAGAAGUCCUUCUUGGUCAUCUUGACUGGACUCCUAUGCACAAAGAUCCCUCAUUUUGGCGUGAUAAUGUUACGAGAUUUGAAGAUAAUGAUUUCCAGAUUUUGAGGGUCCUCAUUACAAUUUUGGAUACAUCCAGUGAUCCAAGGGCUCUAGCUGUUGCUUGUUUUGAUCUCUCACAGUUCAUCCAGCACCAUCCCGCUGGGCGGAUCAUUGUGAUGGACCUCAAGACAAAGGAAAGGGUGAUGAAACUGAUGAACCAUGAGAAUGCUGAGGUUACCAAGAAUGCCCUACUCUGCAUUCAAAGGCUUUUUCUGGGUGCCAAGUAUGCAAGCUUUUUGCAGGUUUAGUUAAAUUUCUGUGAACAAUAAUGGAGAAUGUUUUUAUAUGCCCAUGUACCGUGUCUCCUGUCUCCCCUAUCAUAUAUGCUUCAUCUCUUAUCGUUUGAGUAACUUAUCAUCUAGGGCUCUUCUCUUGUCAGAAUUUUGGGUUGUGGAAGAGUUUGAAGAUUCAAUUUGUUCUACUGAAUAGAGGAAUAAUAUUUGUGCAGUUGAGAUAUUAAAUAUAUAUAUAUAUAUUUUUAAUUUU